AUGGCUUCUAAGCAGCUCAUCCUAACGGCCGUGUUGCUCAUCGUCCUUGCCGUCAUCUCCGUUGCGGUGGAAGCAGACUACGACGAGUACUGUCGCGUGGGAAAGUCGAUCCCUUACAACCCUCUCCCGGGUUGUCGAGAAUACAUCACGCGCCGGUGCGGCGCCAGGGGCGGGCAAUUGGUGUCGGAUCAGCUCAAGCAGCGGUGUUGUCGGGAGCUGAGCAACCUACCGCAGAACUGCCGGUGCGACGCGCUGAGCAUCCUGGCGCACGGGGUGAUCACGGAGGAGGGCGUUACGGUCAGCGGGAUGCAGGCGGUGCCGGGUUGUGACAGGGAGAGGAUCCCUUUCAUGGCGUCCAGCCUCACGGCAUACAGGGAGUGCAAUCUGCAGAAUCCAGUUGGGCCAGGGAUGGACUGCGUGCUCUUCCGUGGUGGCAUCAGUUAA
Messenger RNA from Lolium rigidum, 444 nucleotides. Its product is annotated as 17kDa alpha-amylase/trypsin inhibitor 1-like. Bases 1 to 444 code for a protein of 147 amino acids. Gene Ontology annotation, molecular function: serine-type endopeptidase inhibitor activity. Lineage: Eukaryota; Viridiplantae; Streptophyta; Magnoliopsida; Poales; Poaceae. The record is from RefSeq and is a predicted model, not a curated record. The transcript has a single exon.